Messenger RNA from Striga hermonthica, 1284 nucleotides. NCBI's taxonomy places the organism in Eukaryota, Viridiplantae, Streptophyta, Magnoliopsida, Lamiales, Orobanchaceae. The record is from the annotation of a GenBank genome assembly.
AUGGCUCAAAAUUCGAUUACUUGUACGAAAACACUCACCAGGAGGCUCCUCUUCUCCUCUUCAAGUAACCCGGUUAUCGCCCGAGCCCGAAAUCCCUACUCCUACACUCAAACUCAAACGUACGUGGAAGUCUACAUGAAAUGGAAAAAAGACCCUUACUUCGACUCUAUCGACUCAAUCCACAAGUCCCUCGAGCUGAAGCCCGUAAUUGCUGUAAAAAACUUCUUCAUAUCCUCCUCCUCCUCUCCGCACGAAAAAUACUCGAUUCCCAUCUCGGCCAUCUCGAAAAAAGGCACCGACUUUGACUUGAAGAUCAAAGUCAUAAGGUUCCUGAGGAGUUACCCGUCUUUCUUCGAGGAGUUCACGGGCCCCCUUUACAAUAUGCCCUGGUUUAGACUUACUGCAAGAGCCAUCGAGCUCGAUCGAGAGGAAAGAAUGGUUUACGAGGACUUUGCAGACAAUAUUGUGGGGAGAUUGAAGAAGUUGAUAUUAAUGAGCGGGACCCAAAGAAAGAUGCUUCCUUUAAAGAUAAUCAAGGGGUUGCAAUGGUAUCUAGGCUUGCCUCCCGAGUUUCGGGGGGACCCGCUCGAUUAUGUAGGGAAAUACGGGUGCUUUCGUGUUGUGGAUAUUGAGGAUGGGUUGAAAGGUCUAUCUGUUUUCGAGGAGCAAGAAGAUGAAAAACGUGGUAAAAUUUUGUCCGUGAUGCAAAAAAAGGCAAUAAAAAGAGGAAUAUACAGCGAAGCUGAGGGUGAGGCGAUUGGUUUUCCAUUGUUUCCCUCCAAAGGGCUGAGACUGAAGCACAAGAUAAAAGAUUGGCUGCAUGAAUUUCAACGGCUUCCUUACGUGUCCCCUUACGAGGAUUUCUCGUGUUUGAAUCCAGACAGCGAUUUGUCUGAAAAACGGGUCGUUGGUGUUCUUCACGAGCUGUUGUGUUUGUUUGUCGAGCAUGCAGCCGAGAGAAAGUCGCUUUUUUGUCUAAGGAAGCACUUGGGUCUGCCCCAGAAGGUGCACAAGGCGUUUGAGAGGCAUCCUCACGUGUUUUAUCUGUCUAUGAAGAAUAAAACGUGCACGGCUAUUCUGAAGGAAGCCUAUCGGGAUGAACUGGCUAUAGAGCCCCAUCCAUUGGCGCAUGUGAGGAAAAAGUAUAUCGAGCUAAUGAAGGAAUCGGCUGGCAUUUUGAGGAAUAGGAGGGUGAACAAUAAUAGGUUUUCGGCUUCUGAGCAAAAUGAUUUAUGCUCGAAUGAUUUGGAUCGUGUAGAUGAUGUGGCGUCUCAGCUUGCUUGA